AACCACAUGAUCUACAGAAAGAAACAGCAGUGAUCUGCACUCACUCACGGCACAAGUGCAAAGAUGAAGCCGACUGUGAUAGCGGUGUUGUGUCUGUCCCUUCUUUUGAACAUUAAUUUUUCGCUGGCCAAGAAAAGAAUAGGACUCUUUAAGAAGACCCCGAAAAUAAAAACAAAUCUGGACACCAAGUCUAAGAGUACGCAACAGUUCAACCAAGGAGGCCACCCUCAGCAACCAGGCAGUGCUGGGGGUUACUCUAACCCAGGAGGCUACCCUCAGCAACCAGGCAGUGCUGGGGGUUACUCUAACCCAGGAGGCUACCCUCAGCAACCAGGCAGUGCUGGGGGUUACUCUAACCAAGGAGGUUACCCCCAGCAACCAGGCAGAGCUGGGGGUUACUUUAACCAAGGUGGUUACCCCCAGCAACCAGGUAGUGCUGGGGGUUACUUUAACCAAGGAGGCUACCCUCAGCAUCCAGGCAGAGCUGGUGGUUACUCUAACCAAGGAGGGUACCCCCAGCAGCCAAGCUACCCAGCAGGGGGCUAUCCAGCUGGUGGAUACCCAGCACAGGGGUACCAAUAUGGAGGAGGUUAUGGUAGUUAUGGGGGUUAUGGAGGUUAUCCAGGUGGAUAUGUGAACUACAACCCAAACAACAAAAUCCUGAGCCCUCACUAUGGUGGCAGCUUUGGUUAUGGAGGCUAUGGAGCAAGGGGCGGCUCCCCCUUUUCCCAGUCGGUUCAGGAAAUGGGUGUGUAUCCCCAAGAUAAAUCCAGAGGGUUUGGGCGCAGUGCAGUAAUGGCAGCAGCUGGAGGGGCUGUGGCAGGAAUGGCCCUGGGCUACGGACUUGGAAGGUUCCCUCGUCCCCACUUCCACUUCCACAGCCCUCAGGAGGAGUACUACUACAACCACUACAUGUAUAGGAAAUAUGGUGUCAAGUCUUCUGAUGAAAAUGACUAUGGCAGAGACUACGUGUACAGCCAACCCCUCAAGAACUAUGACAAUUACAUGGAUGAGUGCAUGAAGAGAACAGACCUCCUGCCUGCAGAGAAUCGAAAUCCUCAAAACAAACCAGCUGCCACCACCACAGCUACAACCACCACAACUACUUCUACAGCUACCACAUCUACUCCUGCCCCGGAAAUGGGCAUUGGCACCAACACAACAAAGACUAACAGCACUUCACCAGAAAACUCCUCGACCUCUGCACCUUCAACUCCCCACUCUGUAAAUGAGUCAAAAGCCAACCCUGAGCCUCCAGCUUCACAGGCUGUCAGAACUGAUGCUACUGAUGAUGAUGAUACAGUCAGCAUUGUGGAGAUCGGCUACCCAGCACUGAUCAGACAGCUGAAGGUCAAGAGAUGUAUGGAGCUGUACAUGGUUUACUCUGAAAGGUACUUGAAGAAGAAGACAGAGCCCAGAACCAGCAAUGGUGUGGAGAGACUGGACAUGGGCUUACAAGGACUUUUAGCUGCGGUCAUCAGUACAAUACUGAUGCUAUUGAACAGCAAUAUGCUAAUGCUGCUGCACUGAGGCUUUCAUUCGCAGGGAAGGUGACAGAGAAACAAAAUCAGAGGUGUAUAAUAAAGAAUGUUUUAAAGAAAUCAAGUGAUAAAGCAACGUGGCUCAAGGGAUGAAAGUGUCAGUCAGUUGGUCCACCACUUUGGUUAAGACUAAAAUGAUCUUGACAGCUACUGGAUGGAUUGCCAUAAAAUGUACAGACAUUUGUGAAACACAGAGGACAAAUCAGGUCACAACAAACUGUAAUAACUUUGGCGGGGCCCUGACUUUUUUCAUCUAAUACCAUCAUUAGGUCAGUUUUUUUGGUCCAGUACUUUGCUUUAUGAUCAAAUGCCUGCAAAACUAAUGACACCCUUAUCAUCCUCAGCUAGACUUUGUGCUAAUUAGCAGUCUAACAUGCUAAGUUAAGAUAGUGAACAUGGUGAGCAUGUUAGUAUACUGAUUAACAUUUAGCUGCAGACACCACUGUGCCUAUGUACAACCUCACAUAACUGUGAGCACAGCUGUAAACCAAACCAACUGAUCAGUGUCAGUGUUUGAGGGGAUUAGUUUGGCUCCUAGAGAUGGACGCAACCCUGUUAUUGGGGUUAUCUGUGUAAAAGACAGCUUUGCUGUAAUGGAGGUAUGAUUUAAGUAUAAUAUAGCAGGAUUACUUGUAUGAAUUCAAGGAGUGCUGAUGUUAAAGGACUGAUUCAAGGGCGACUCAAAGAGGAAUAGAGUGGAUAUUAUAUUAAGUAAAAAUAAUAUACGGAAUAUUUUAAUACUAAUGAAGAGGUUUUACGUUGUGAGCAUACUGAGAGAGUAUUUGUGACUGAUUAUAUUUUCACCAUGUUCUGAACAUAACUGAACAUUUAGGUUGGUUAUGAUCUCUAUGCACACUGUUGUGAACAGUCCUCAAUUUACUUACACUAGAAUCAAUGCAAAG
Toxotes jaculatrix (banded archerfish) is the source of this 2443-nucleotide messenger RNA. It is a transcript of the gene prnpb, whose product is annotated as prion protein b. Gene Ontology annotation, biological process: protein homooligomerization. Lineage: Eukaryota; Metazoa; Chordata; Actinopteri; Toxotidae. Bases 64 to 1530 code for a protein of 488 amino acids. The transcript has 2 exons. Gene Ontology annotation, cellular component: membrane. The record is from RefSeq and is a predicted model, not a curated record.